Suillus paluster is the source of this 1514-nucleotide messenger RNA. RefSeq names its product G protein alpha-subunit. The transcript is spliced from 7 exons. Gene Ontology annotation, molecular function: GTP binding; G protein-coupled receptor binding; G-protein beta/gamma-subunit complex binding. The record is from RefSeq and is a predicted model, not a curated record. Gene Ontology annotation, biological process: G protein-coupled receptor signaling pathway. Gene Ontology annotation, cellular component: heterotrimeric G-protein complex. Bases 218 to 1282 code for a protein of 354 amino acids. Lineage: Eukaryota; Fungi; Basidiomycota; Agaricomycetes; Boletales; Suillaceae.
CAGUACAAUGCCGAGAAAAAUAAUUAGGUAAAUAUAAUAAAUAUCGGGACGGCGACUAUGUUCUGCGGUUUCUUCUUUUUGCUUGCUAACUUCCCACAUCCACUAAUUAUUGUUGGAUCACCCGCUCCUUCGAAACUUUUGAUCUCUACCUUUUGAUAUCUCGUCUGCCUUCUUCUUUCUUACUUUUCACGUAUAUCUUCUUUAUCCGCGAAACAUAAUGGGUUGCGUUCAAUCAACAGGUGUCGACAGCGAAGCCAAGGCUCGUAACGAUGAGAUUGAAAACCAGCUCAGGCGAGAUAGGAUGAUGGCCAAGAAUGAAAUUAAAAUGUUACUGCUGGGAGCGGGAGAGUCAGGAAAGUCUACCGUCCUCAAGCAGAUGAAGCUAAUCCAUCAUGGCGGCUACAACGACUCUGAACGAGAUUCUUACAAGGAAAUCAUUUACUCAAACACCGUCCAGUCUAUGCGCGCUAUUCUUGAGGCCAUGCCUCAACUCGAUAUUUCCCUAUCACCGCAGAAUGAUGCCCGUCGCGCUGUUAUUCUCGCGCUUCCUGGCCAAAUUGAGGGUGACGUGCUUCCAAGAGAUGUCGCCGACGCUAUCCGAGGACUUUGGCGAGACUCAGGUGUCAAGGAGGCCGUUCGCCGGUCACGGGAGUUCCAGUUGAACGAUUCUGCCGUCUACUACUUCAAUGCAAUCGACCGCAUGUCUGCACCAGGGUACCUGCCGACAGAUCAGGAUAUCUUGCGGAGUAGAGUCAAGACGACCGGUAUCACUGAGACCACGUUUAAGGUCGGUGAACUUACGUACAAGCUCUUUGAUGUCGGAGGUCAGCGAAGUGAACGUAAGAAGUGGAUUCACUGCUUCGAGAACGUCACAGCGUUGGUAUUUCUGGUGUCAUUGAGCGAGUAUGAUCAGAUGUUGUACGAAGAUGAGAGUGUUAAUCGUAUGCAAGAGGCGCUAACUCUCUUCGACUCGAUAUGCAACUCUCGGUGGUUUGUCAAGACAUCCAUUAUCUUGUUCUUGAACAAAAUCGACCUGUUCGCUGAGAAACUCCCACAUUCACCACUUGGCGACUACUUCCCAGACUACUCUGGCGGUGACAACUACGACGCCGCUUGCGAUUACUUGCUUCACCGCUUCGUUGCGCUCAAUCAGAAUGCGGCAACAAAGCAAAUAUACGCCCAUUAUACUUGCGCAACAGAUACUCAACAAAUCCGAUUCGUAUUGAGUGCCAUUCAAGAUAUUCUCCUACAAAUUCAUCUUCGUGAGUGCGGUCUGCUGUGAUGGCAUCAUACCGCCGCGCUUCUCCUUUUGGUCCUCGUUUUAUCCCAUGCAUCAUCUGCCUCCCGCGCAUGUAGUUCGCUCUACCAGCUUUCAUCGCAUCAGACAUUCACACCCUCUACAUCUUGGCUAUCCAUCUCUCUUAUUUUGGGAUCCCCACGUCUAUCACUGUUCUGUGCGCUCUCCUGAACAUACACGAACGGGUUCAUAGAGAGUGUUUUAUAUCGUUGUGCCU